UUUGGUUUUAUCAUGUGCUGCCAGUAACGCCAGUUUUAAGAUGUUCUGUAAACAAAUUGCUGUUCUAGCUUUUCUAUGUCUAGGUACCACAUUGGUAACGGAAUCUGUGUUAGACAGUGAUCUAAAUAGAGAAAACCUAUGCACAGACACUUUCAGAUACGUUAAUGAUGCAGCAGGAUAUGUUACUGGUGAAGUUACUAUACCGGUAAAUGGUUUAAAAGAUAUAGUCGUUACUGUAAAUGCUACGGUAGCAGGAGUCUUGGAUAAGAAAACUAAACUCCUUAUCAAUUUGAAGAGUAAUCCACAAGAUCUAAUAUAUAAUCCAAAGGGCAAAGCCGUCUACGACGUAUUAUUCCCUACUCAAAAUCCUCUGCCUGAAGUUACACAAAUAAGUUUAAACGGCCAAAUAUUGUGUCUUUCAGACACAAUUCCCAGCCUUAAACCUGGUGAAUCUUUAACCUAUAUGUCCUCCAGUCAUCGUGUAACCAUCAGUUAGCUUAUAAACAAAGGACAGAAGUUUUAUUGUUUACCAACAUUGCAGUUUUUGCUAACUCUAAUUCAUCAUUAGCAUUCUCGGAAGUAAUUAAUAUAAUAAUAAAUGUUAUAC
This is a messenger RNA of Sitophilus oryzae (rice weevil), 607 nucleotides long. RefSeq lists its product as uncharacterized. The transcript has 4 exons. The coding region runs from base 41 to 496 and encodes 151 amino acids. NCBI's taxonomy places the organism in Eukaryota, Metazoa, Arthropoda, Insecta, Coleoptera, Curculionidae. The record is from RefSeq and is a predicted model, not a curated record.